AUGGCGAAAGAUGUAGAAAACUAUGUUAAAACAUGUCAUGGGUGUCAGAUAACAAGUUCGAUGCCAGCACCAGAACCAUUGAAACCAACACAACUACCAACAGGACCAUGGCAAGACAUUUCAGUUGACCUGCUGGGACCAUUUCCAUCGAAUGAAAAUGUGCUAGUUGUGGUAGAUUAUUAUAGCCGUUAUUAUGAAAUUAACAUAAUGAAGAAGAUUACAAGCGAGAAAAUCAUAGACGCCCUAGAGAAUAUAUUUCUUCAACAUGGCUUACCACAAUCAAUUACCUCAGAUAAUGGUGCGCAGUUUGUUUCUGAUGAGUUUGAGACCUAUCUGAAAGAGAAUGGAAUCGAACAUAGACGCGUCACACCAUUACAUCCUGCUGCAAAUGGAGAGGUGGAGCGACAGAACAGAUCUAUAAUGAAACGAAUUCGCAUUGCGCAAGCUGAAGGAAAAGACUGGAAGAAAGAAUUACGUGUGUAUUUAUUUGCAUACCGUACAACCCCACACAGUGUUACUGGACAGACCCCAGCGGAAAUGAUGUGGAAUAGAAAAUUUCGAACAAAAUUACCAGAAUUGGAGGAUAAUACUGUACAUGAUGAAGAUGUUUCAGAUCGCGACGCUUCAAAUCCGUAUUUCCGGUGGACUAAUAAUGAUGAAGUUAUUUGUGAUAAAAGUAAGACAGAUACAUUUGAACAACAUAAGCAAAUUGACACAGAGAAAGAUGACAGUGUAACCAAUUGUGAAAAUAUUCAAAACAGACCAGUAAGAGAGAGGAAAAAACCCAAAGGUUUGGUGAUUGUUAAGGAUUAA
This is a messenger RNA of Anneissia japonica, 813 nucleotides long. RefSeq lists its product as uncharacterized. NCBI's taxonomy places the organism in Eukaryota, Metazoa, Echinodermata, Crinoidea, Comatulida, Comatulidae. Gene Ontology annotation, molecular function: nucleic acid binding. The transcript has 2 exons. The record is from RefSeq and is a predicted model, not a curated record. The coding region runs from base 1 to 813 and encodes 270 amino acids. Gene Ontology annotation, biological process: DNA integration.